GCUCAGGCUCACGGGGAUGUUCCAUCUCUGCUCCUGGGAGAACCCUCGCCCUGCUUUGUGAGUGGGCCAAAGGCGAUGGGGUGCCUCUUCCCACCUUCUCCUCCCCACCGUCCCUUUUUGUGCCAUCGGCCUGCCUCGCCUGUGAUCUGGGAAAGUGGAACAUCAAGGUAACCCUCGGAGACCCACACAUGCAUCCACCUGACAUCCAUUAUCCAGACCACCAGGGCCUGACCUGACCUCCUGGUACCUGCCUUCCAGACCACCUGGCAUCUGUCAUCCUCACUGCUUGACACCUGACUGCUAACUGCUCUGGACCCAUCUUAGGGCUAAGAAUGCAGGACUGAUCAUUCUCAAAUCUCGGCAGACUCUGACCUCUCCGUUGCACAGUUCAGAGCUUGGCACUCAGCAGGCUCCUCCUCCCUCCCCACCCCUUUAAUAGGUCCUUAAGUGCGCCACUCCGCCAGGCUCACCCUGCACUUUCACCAUGGCUUACAUUGCCAAGUCGUUCUACGACCUUUCUGCUGUCAGCGUGGAUGGGGAGAAGGUAGAUUUCAACACAUUCCGAGGCAGGGCAGUGCUGAUUGAGAAUGUAGCAUCGCUCUGAGGCACAACCACUCGGGACUUCACCCAGCUCAACGAGCUGCAAUGCCGCUAUCCCAGGCGCCUGGUGGUUCUUGGCUUUCCUUGCAACCAAUUUGGACAUCAGGAGAACUGUCAGAAUGAGGAGAUCCUGAACAGUCUCAAGUAUGUCCGCCCUGGGGGUGGAUUCCAGCCCACCUUUACCCUUGUCCAGAAGUGUGAGGUGAAUGGUCAGAAUGAGCAUCCUGUCUUCGCCUACCUGAAGGACAAACUCCCCUACCCUUACGAUGACCCAUUUUCUCUCAUGAGCGACCCCAAGUACAUCAUUUGGAGCCCAGUGCGCCGCUCCGAUGUGUCCUGGAACUUUGAGAAGUUCCUUAUCGGGCCGGAGGGGGAGCCCUUCCGACGCUACAGCCGCACCUACCCCACCAUCAACAUUGAGCCCGACAUCAAGCGCCUCCUCAAAGUUGCCAUAUAGACGCGAGCUGCUUUGCACACAGGUCUCCUACUCCAUCCAGCCCCUAAGAAUCUUUCCUGAGGAUCCAGUGUGCCCUCAGGAGUCACUACUGGCCCUAAGCUUUCCCUUGAGAUCAGUCCCCUUCACUGAAGUGCCUUGCCUUUCCCGUCUGCCUGUAUCCCUUCUCUCUUUCCCAGUCUUCUGGUUGGGGAUUUCAACGUGGGCCUCCAGCGCGUGGGUGGGCUCCGGGCCUUCACAGAAUGAUGGCACCUUCCUAAACCUGUGUGGACGGUGUCUGAGACUCGUGAAGGGCCCCCAGCCAGCCUCCUAGCUGAGUCCAAUAAA
This is a messenger RNA of Pteronotus mesoamericanus, 1381 nucleotides long. It is a transcript of the gene GPX2, whose product is annotated as glutathione peroxidase 2. NCBI's taxonomy places the organism in Eukaryota, Metazoa, Chordata, Mammalia, Chiroptera, Mormoopidae. The record is from RefSeq and is a predicted model, not a curated record. The transcript has 5 exons. Gene Ontology annotation, molecular function: glutathione peroxidase activity. Gene Ontology annotation, biological process: response to oxidative stress.